Molecule: messenger RNA, 798 nt
Organism: Lathyrus sativus (Indian pea)
Lineage: Eukaryota; Viridiplantae; Streptophyta; Magnoliopsida; Fabales; Fabaceae
Source: the annotation of a GenBank genome assembly
AUGGCUUCUCAUCUAAAAGGUGUUGCAAAAUUAACUAUGUCAGAUCAAAUACGUAAGGAGUUGUGUGAGUACAAGAGAGAUAAUCCUGCAAGCACACAAAAAGACUUGCAGAGAUUGCUUGAGGGAAAAUUUCAGUUGAAAGUUAGUCAAGGAACAAUAUCAAACACACAUAAACGGUCAAAUGACUAUCUCUCUGCUGAAAUAGAAAAGGGAAGAGUAGAGAUCAAAAGACACAAACCAACAAAAUAUCCCGACAUGGAGAAGGUUGUUUAUGAGUGGUUUCUCCAACAUCAAGAACGUGUGAAUAUCACAAGAGAAUUAAUUUUGCAGAAGGCAAGAGAUACAAUGAAACUCGUGUACCCUCAUGAUGAUUUAGAUUUUAACUUCUCUAUAGGAUGGCUUGGGAGAUUCAAGAAUCUACAUGGCAUAAAGUCAUUUCGUCAUUUUGGCGAGAGUGGGUAUGUUGAUGUACAAGACAUGGAGCAGAAAUUGGUAUCGAUUCGGGAGAAAAUUGAUCAGUUCCCUAUGAAAGAUGUUUUCAAUAUGGAUGAAACUAGGUUGUUUUAUAGGCUACAAGUUGAUCAUUCACUGGCAACAAAACAACUUGAAGGAAGAAAACAAGAUAAAGAAAGGAUGACGGAAGUUAUUUGUUGCAAUGAAGAUGGCUCUGAAAAAAUCCCUCUAUGGAUUAUUGGGAAAUAUGCAAAGCCUCGUUGCUUCAAUAAUGUCAACAUGAAUAACUUGAAUUCUCAGUAUCGAGCUAACAAAAAAGUAUGGAUGACUAGUGUGUUUUUUUGA